Molecule: messenger RNA, 812 nt
Organism: Gamsiella multidivaricata
Lineage: Eukaryota; Fungi; Mortierellomycota; Mortierellomycetes; Mortierellales; Mortierellaceae
Product: acyl-CoA N-acyltransferase
Exons: 2
Coding region: 90-734 (214 amino acids)
Molecular function (GO): acyltransferase activity, transferring groups other than amino-acyl groups
Source: RefSeq, a predicted model, not a curated record
ACGUUGAGUGACAUUGAAAGUGUCACAACAUUCCAGUGUUUAUAAAAUGUAACCUUCUUCAGCUCGGUUUUCUUCAUUCUUCCCACACUAUGGCCGACAAUACCGCCAGUAGCACCUCCAAGGUCGAAACCGCUCGUCUCUCACUUGACCCACCCUCGGCUGUGGACGAUGCCGCCAUGGGCGCUAUGCUCUCGGACCCUGCAACGAUGGUCCACCUCCAGUACAUGGCCAAAUCAUGGCAAGGCGGUUGGAAACCCGAGGAAUUAGUCGCGCGUCGCGAGAACCACAUCAAGACCAUGAACGAUAAACGGGGAUCGACAUUUUAUAUCCACAACAAGUCCACAGGAGAGCUUGCGGGCGUCAUGGGCGCUAAUAUGAUCAAUAUGAAGGAUCGCAAUGCAACAGUUGGAAUCAUUCUCUCAAAGAAAUAUUGGUCCGGAGGAUAUGGCAUAGAAGCGUUGUUCGAGCUCAUGCGUGGGCUUUUUGAGGAUCUGAAGUUGCACAAGCUGCUUUACGAGACGACGGAGGCUAAUGUGGGUAUGCGCAAGUUCCUGGAAGAGACAUGCGGUGUGCCGAUGGCCUAUAUCCGCAAGGAGGAAGUAUGGUGUCAAGCAACCGAGAAGUGGCUCUCUCUCUGGCAAUACGAGCUCUUUGAGGAUGAUUGGCCCCGUAUCCGUGCCAUCUUGCUGGAGAACAUGAAACGUGGUGCUGCGAAGCAUGCCACCACUGCUUAAAGCUGCUUCUACCGCACCGGAAAACGAAAUAAAAUGCUUAGAAGACAAGAUAAAUAUAGGUUUAUUUACAUGAAAACG